Molecule: messenger RNA, 390 nt
Organism: Elaeis guineensis (African oil palm)
Lineage: Eukaryota; Viridiplantae; Streptophyta; Magnoliopsida; Arecales; Arecaceae
Source: RefSeq, a predicted model, not a curated record
AUGAUAGUGAUGAGAGGUAGAAAAAUGAAGAACAGCCUCUACAAGAUGGAAGGAUCUGUAGUGACUGAAGAAUUUGAUGCAGCAGCAGCAGCGCAGGACCAGCAGGAGACUCACUGGUUGUGGCACUACCAUCUAGGCCACAUGGGAGAUCGUAAGAUGAAAGAGCUGAACAAGCAUGGUCUGAUUUCAAAUCUGGAUGGAAGUAUCUUAAAGAUAUGUGAGCCAUACCAGAUGAAAAAGGAGAGGAGAGUGCAGUUUGCUAGCAGCUCAGCCCGCAGUGAAGCUCCACUGGAACUAGUUCACAUUGAUGUAUGGGGACCAGCCCCGAUUUCAGGUACAUCAGGAGGACUUGAUAUUCAGAUGGAGCACUCUCCAAAGAUAUCUCCAUAG